AUGUCGGAGACCUCGUCCAGCAAGGAGGGUCCCCCGGCUGAGUGCCCCGUGUGCUAUGAGAAGUUCCACCUGCUGGAGGCCGCGUGCCGCAGGCUGAGCUGCGGGCACACCUUCUGCCACGACUGCCUGGUGAAGUGCCUGCUCUCCGCCAAGCUCGACGGCCAAGUCCAGAGCAGCAUCAUCUGCCCUGUCUGCCGCUACGUGACUUUCCUCAGCAAGAAGAAGGCUCUGUGGCCAUCCAAGGAGGCACUGGAGAUGCCGCUGUCACCUUCCUCCUUGUCCCAACUGACUAAGACGGAGGCCAGCAAUGCUUUGGUGGUGCCCAGUCAUUUUGUGAUGCCUGUCCAAAGCUUUGACCGGUGCUGCGGCGCAGGGAGCAGCCCUUCGGGUUUGCAGGGGCUCCCGGGAGAGCUGGCACGGGAAACCCACAUCUUUGUCAUCAGUGACCACGGGAUGCCGCUGGUGGACGUGGACUGCAGCUCCCUGGGAAGGAGAAGCCGAGCGGAAACUCAAAGCUCGGUGUCCUCCAGCACAGCCCUGGGGGUGAAAUGCUGCCAGUCACCCAUUGCCCUUGCCAUUCUCCUUAUCCUGACCGUGGCCAUGCUGGCAGCUGUGCUCCCUUGGCUACUGCUGGUGAAGAGGGACUCAUAG
This is a messenger RNA of Merops nubicus (carmine bee-eater), 651 nucleotides long. RefSeq names its product ring finger protein 222 (gene RNF222). The transcript has a single exon. NCBI's taxonomy places the organism in Eukaryota, Metazoa, Chordata, Aves, Coraciiformes, Meropidae. Bases 1 to 651 code for a protein of 216 amino acids. The record is from RefSeq and is a predicted model, not a curated record.